CAUGGUAUACGUCACUGCUUGUGCAGGGGAGUAUAGGCUGUGUUGUCAGCCUAGUGUCAGUCUGAUGAAGAUUGGCAUUCAGACUUUGUGUGGAGGACCGGACACUAAGGCGUGGAAGAGCAGACAACGACAACAUUGACUACUGCUUUGUUGUAGAGGGCAAACUAACUGUCUCCAUGUGAAGCUGUCCCAUGAUGCAACAUGUGUCCCCAGCACCAGCACUGACAAUGAUGGCCACUCAGAGUGCUCCUCCACCAUCGUACCAGGAGAGCCAACAGAUGACAGGCAUCACCCAACAGAACUCCAAGGUCCAGCAGGUCCACAUCCCAGCAUCCUCAGCAGCUGGGAACAUUCCUGUCAGUGUGACCCUUGACCCCCAGGCCCAGCUGGAGUCAGACAAGCGGGCCGUCUACAGACACCCUCUGUUCCCACUGCUGGCCCUGCUGUUUGAGAAGUGUGAGCAGGCCACCCAGGGCUCUGAGUGCAUCACCUCUGCCAGCUUCGAUGUGGACAUCGAGAACUUUGUCCACCAGCAGGAGCAGGACCACAAGCCGUUCUUCAGCGAGGACCCCGAGCUGGACAACCUGAUGGUGAAGGCCAUCCAGGUGCUGAGGAUCCACCUGCUGGAACUGGAGAAGGUUAACGAGCUUUGCAAGGACUUCUGCAACCGCUACAUCACUUGCCUCAAGACCAAGAUGCACAGCGACAACCUGCUCCGCAACGACCUGGGCGGGCCCUACUCGCCCUCGCACACCUCGAUUAGCCUGCAGCAGGACCUCCUCCAGACGUCCUCUCCGUCCAUGACAUCAGUCUCCAGCUCUGUCAACUCCUCGGGCAUCAUGGUGCCCACCGGGACCCUGCAACAGGGCAACAUUGCCAUGACUACCAUCAACUCCCAGGUGGUGUCAGGUGGAACCUUGUAUCAGCCGGUUGCCAUGGUGACAUCGCAAGGGCAGGUGUUAACCCAGGGACUCUCCCAGGGGACCAUCCAGAUCCAGAAUUCACAGGUAAACCUGGACUUGGCUUCACUCUUGGACAGUGACGACAAGAAGCACAAAAACAAGAGAGGGGUCCUGCCCAAGCACGCCACCAACAUCAUGCGCUCCUGGCUCUUCCAACACCUCAUGCAUCCCUACCCAACAGAGGACGAGAAAAGACAGAUUGCAGGACAAACAAAUCUCACCUUAUUACAGGUCAACAACUGGUUUAUCAACGCUCGCAGGCGCAUCCUCCAGCCCAUGUUGGAUGCCAGUAACCCAGAUCCAGCUCCCAAGGCUAAGAAGAUGAAGUCCCAACACCGUCCAACCCAGCGCUUCUGGCCAGACUCCAUCGUGGCUGGAGUCUUGCAGACACAUGGACCUCACUCUAACAAUGCUGACAACCCCCUAGGCUUUGACAGCCUCCAGCCCCUGUCCUCUGUCUCAGCCACCCUGUCCAUGCAGCAAGCCAUGCUGGGGGGAACCGAUGACUCCAUGGAUGGCACAGAGGAAGAGGAAGAGGAGGAAGAAGAGGAAGGGAUGGAAGAGGAGGAGGAAGAGGAGGACGAGGAGGAGGAAGAGAGCGAGGGAGGAAGGAGAGAUCUGGGCAUGGAGCAUAGAGAGGGACUAGACUCUGGUCUUCAGAGGUCCGUUUGGUUCAUUUCUGGAUUUCCACCCUGCAGUCACUGUGUCACUGGAAAGCGCAAGCGGAUUGAAGGCCCCAAGAUGUCCAUCGCUAAUGUGGCCGCCCAGGCCAUGCUGUCGGACGCCCUGCUCCGCGACGGCGCUGGGGGCAACCGCAUCGGUCACCUGGAGCUGGAGCUGCCGCUCGACAGGGUCAUCAAGUUUGUCUCCGUGGGGCUGCCCUUGCUGCUGGUGUCCAUGGCCUUUGCUCGCGAAAUCUCCAUCGGCCCACAGAUCAGCUGUUUCCCCCCCAAUAAUUUCACAGCCAAGCAGGCAGCCUACGUGGACACGUACUGCUGGGACUCCCUGAUGCACCAUGAGUUUGACACAGACGGAAACUUUGAGGAGCGAUCCCUCUGGGUGCACAAGAUGUUCCCAUACUCUCUGUUGGCUAUGGCCAUGAUGAUGUACCUGCCUGCCCUCAUCUGGCGUUUCCUGGUCAUGCCGUCAUUGGGCUCCGACCUGCUCUUCAUCAUUGACGAGCUGGACAAGUCCUACAAUCGCUCCGUGCGCUUGGCUCAGAGCAUCCUGGAGAUGCGCCAGAACACCCAGAACCCCCUCACCUUCCAGGCCGAGCUUGAGAGGGCCAAGCGGAAGCGUUACUUCGAGUAUCCCCUGUUGGAGAGGUACAUGCAGAGCAAGCACGGCUCCUACUUCCUGGUCAGCAUGCUCUUUCUGCGCGGCUUCCUGUUGCUCACCUUCAUGUCUGCCGCCUGCCUCUACCUCGUCUACUUCCACCUAUCCGCCUUUCUCCAGGAUGAGUUCAGCUGCUUUGUCCGCACCGGCUUGCUACGCGACCAGAACUGGGUCCCUGAGCUGGUCCAGUGUAAAAUGACCGGCCAACUGGUCUUCCAGAUUAUUAGCGUGGCUAACGGCGCUAUCUAUGUCCUGCUGGUGCCUAUCGUGCUGUUCAGCUUGGUCCGCCUCUUCUGCUGGGAUACGACUCUAUUGUCGGUCUACGAAGUUCUCCCUGCAUUGGGACUUAACAGCGGUCGCAAGCUGGGCUGCCCGCUCAACGACCUCAACGUUCUUCUGCUGUUUUUGCGAGCUAACGUGGCGCAUCUGCAGUCUUAUGGCAGGCUGAGGGCUGUAUGCUCGCUGGCGCCCCCGCAGAUCGGGAAGGGGAACGGCGUGAAGGGCGCGGGGAUGCUGACGGCAGAGGAGAUCGAGGAGAGGGCCGAGGCGGUGCAGGAGCUGGAGGAAGAGGUGGAGGAGCUGCAGGAGGAAGGGAAGCUCAACCUGGUGGAUAUCAUGACCAUUUUAGGAGCGGCCCGGGGAAACGCGGUCAACUGCACCGAGUCCAGACCUCUGGUGGAGGAGAAAAUGAGUCUGGAGCCAAACCACCAGGGGUACCAUGAGUUGAAGGAGACUGCAUCAUGUAAUCAUUACUAAACCACCAAUUGACUGAACCAUCAAUGUGACACCAAUUGGG
Messenger RNA from Coregonus clupeaformis (lake whitefish), 3093 nucleotides. RefSeq lists its product as uncharacterized. Gene Ontology annotation, molecular function: DNA binding; channel activity. Bases 192 to 3053 code for a protein of 953 amino acids. The record is from RefSeq and is a predicted model, not a curated record. Gene Ontology annotation, biological process: monoatomic cation transport; positive regulation of interleukin-1 production; regulation of DNA-templated transcription. NCBI's taxonomy places the organism in Eukaryota, Metazoa, Chordata, Actinopteri, Salmoniformes, Salmonidae. The transcript is spliced from 18 exons.